Molecule: messenger RNA, 1581 nt
Organism: Passer montanus (Eurasian tree sparrow)
Lineage: Eukaryota; Metazoa; Chordata; Aves; Passeriformes; Passeridae
Gene: LRRC74A
Product: leucine rich repeat containing 74A
Source: RefSeq, a predicted model, not a curated record
AUGCCGCCCGGCCCGGCCUCCACCGCCCCCAGCCCGGUCACGGUGCGGGCUCGCCGGCGCCCGGCGUGCCCGGGCACUCACCGCGUCGGGCCCCCGGGACUCGCAGCCGGCUCGGGCCUGGCCCUCCCCAAGCGCCGCUCCAGGGCCGCCCGCUCCCGGGAGGCCGCGGCCCGUGGUGGGACGGCCCCGGCCGGGGAGGUGACUGUGAACUCUUCAUUUACAGAAGAGAAAAAGCAAAUGAACUUGUGACUCACUGGUGGCGACACAGAGAAUGAGUCUGAGAAGGAUACAGACCAGAAUGAAAUGUCCAAAAUGAGUGAGCCUCAGGAGUGUCUUGCUGCUGAUGCCUCAGCAAAGAAGGCAACACAAGCUCCUGACGCUGACCUAGGGCUUGAAACUGAAUAUCCUGAGAAGGCCUUUGGUGACAUUAUGGGCACAGAGCCCAUAUAUUUGGAAGCACACAGGCUGAUGGAAAUGGUGCCUGCCUCACACUCGAUUCAAAAUUUGGCUAAGCCUUACAUAAAUCUGAACCACUAUGGUCUUGGUCCUAAAGGUGUCAAAGACAUGGUUAGUGCUGUGGAAUCCAGCACAACCAUUACACAAUUAGAGUUUGAAGACAACUGCAUUUUGGUAGAAGGAGCUAUGUGCAUAGGAGAGAUGUUGUGAGAGAAUUCAUCCCUUCAAGAACUACUCCAGUGCAGCACCAAAGGAGAGAUCAGCACAUUGUUAACAUACUUUUCUUCCCCACGAAACAACUUUGGAAAGGAGACUGCACCAUACUUUGCUGAGACAUUAAUGGGCAAUUAGCAAGUGAAGGAGCUGAACCUCAGCCACGAGGAGUUCUCUGAGAAAGGAGGACAGCUCCUGGGAUAGAUGCUCAGUAACUUAUUAUUCCUGCAAAGCCAGGAUGUCAUGAUGGCCAGUAAUCCCCUGACCACAGAAGAAGCCACUGCACUAGUCACAACCAUCAGAAAGAACAGAUCUCCCUCCAAAUUCAAGACUCCAGGACAAUACAUUAUAUCAAAGAGAAUUAUUUUCCAAGUCUACAAGGAAUCAGGCCUCAUGCUGCAAAGAAAAAGGUUCCAACUUGCAGAUCCUGACAAUCAGACAUUUUCAGAAAUUGUGAAUCAAAGUGGCCAGCACAUGCUCAUCUUCAGCAUCACACACAAUGAGUUGAUGAAUAAAACUUCCAUCAAGUUGCAGGAUUUGGUGUGUCAAACGCAUCCUGCACUAGAUGUCAUCUACAGUAAUGUCAAAGACUGUAUCACCAAGAUCCAACAGCAUCCAAAUCCCAUGGAAGUGAUUCAGAACUCUUUGAAAGAGCACAACCUACAACUCGAGAACUUCUUUGGGAAUAUUGAUAAGGAUGGAAACAUGAAGAUUCCUGUGGCAGCCUUCUGGAAAGCCAUGAUCAUCCCACUGAACUGAGUCCAAAUUGGCAAACUAGUGCACAAUCUAGACUGGAAUUAGACAGCAGUUGUGGAUUACAGUGCCUCUUCCUUAGUGCCUUCACUAAAAGACCAAGAGACAGCACAGAAGCCUGUGGAAGGGGAAAUAGAGGAAGAAAGAGAAGAGGCAUAA